Dreissena polymorpha is the source of this 2504-nucleotide messenger RNA. RefSeq lists its product as uncharacterized. The record is from RefSeq and is a predicted model, not a curated record. Bases 403 to 816 code for a protein of 137 amino acids. Lineage: Eukaryota; Metazoa; Mollusca; Bivalvia; Myida; Dreissenidae. The transcript has 4 exons.
CGGAACAUAUAGGUAUUCAGGUCUCAGUAACAGAAACACACGUAAUGCUUAAAGGUGUUUUAAACGAACAUAAUAAAAACUUACGAGUGUUGGAUUUAUCCGGAGCAGAAGAAAGCUAUUUGGAGUACUAGCGCAGUCAAUAUUGACAAGAGACAAAAGAAGUCAACGCAUCGUGGUAUAUACAAGCGCGACUGCCAGUGUUUGAAGUAUACUCUCCAUGACGUGGACUGGUAAUAUGAGCAAGGACCUGACCUUGUGACUAAUCCCUGGGGUCAACGUCAAUAAAGAGUUCGCUGUAAAGAGAUAAUUGCCAGUGCGACUGUGAUGGAACAAUACAGGAGACGCAUUUUUAUUUCUCUAAAGCCAAGCACCCGCUUAUGACUAGCGUUAAAUAUAGGGAGAAUGUCGCUACAGACGGUGUUACCACAGGCAUAUUUCUUCUUGCUGGAGUUAAUAAUCAUACACGUGCUUCAAGAGGCUGCACUUGGCAUGUUCGCUAUUUCGAACCAAACCUGCUGUAACGGCGUACUUGGCUAUGCUGGGCCAGACAACCAGAUGCCGUGUGCAGAAAUGCGAUGUUGUAACUCGGACGAAAUCGUUGCCUUACAGAGAGUGAAUCACGCCUUUGGCUUCUGUUUUCGUUGUGUGCCAGAGACAUCCUCCAAUAGUAAUUGUUACAACGACAAUCAACUAGUCGCGACAACAAAUGAAAGCAAAAUAGAAUACGCCUUGAAAACUUGUUGUAAAGGACUCAAAUUUACAGUUCUCACAUAUUUCGAAGGCAUCGCUUUAACAAUAAAAUGUGUGAAGAGGUGAUGGUGAUUGAUAAACAUGUAGCGGACAGCAACACUUAUUGUCGCGUUGUGUGGAUAUAUACAUUAUGAUGUUUGUCUGGACUUACGGGGAGUUUAUCGCUUUCAGUUAUAAGUAACGCAUGGUAUAUAAAUGACGGGGACAAUUUAUACCUUUCGAAUCCAAAGGAAAAAAUAAACACCACGUAUCUUCUAAAAAUGUAUCGAUAUAACAGUGUCUCCGGAUUACUGAAAUUAAAGCGAUUGGAAUUCAGAAGUAUAAACAAAUUCAUUUAAUCCAGUUCCCUGGCAUAAAGCUCUGGUUUUUUUAUAACCGAUUCAAUCAAUAUAUAUGUGACAAAAAUGACUCACGUAUAACCACAUUCAACUGCAAAGUGCUUGGAAAUAUUUGGUACAGAUUAAUAAGUCAGUGAAUGUGUGCAUGUUCACUUAUUACAAAUGAUUACAUAGUUUUGAAAUUGUUUGUGCUGUUAUAAACAGUUCAUACAAAGUGUUUACUGUGACGAAUGAACUUUCUCUUAUAAUGUUACCGCAACAGACUUCAUCGACAUAACAAAGCAUAGUCGUGCUAUAAUGUCAGCUUGUAUGCACAUGGUGGGAAACAUGUGUCGCCCGAUAAGCGUAUCGUUUAAAGUAUCAACCGACGAAGUGGGAUAGCAGCAACUCGAAAUUUACCUGCAGAAAUACGUUCUAUUAUUUCUUAUCAUGUACAAUUUUAAAACCUAUUUAAGGACGGUUUCCUCUGUCCUUUCACACAAUACGAGUGGAUCAAGAAACAAACAGAUUACUUACCGUGGAAUGGUUACUAUUACAAAUCACUGAGUUCAAUAAACAACUCCAUGGGAGUUAGAAAGCGGAAACAUAGCAUCGUAAAUUGUACCAAUUUAUUUCAUAAUGAAUACAUGUCGAAUGAACUUAUUAAAUUAUGUUAUUCGUAAGCUCUUUCAGUUUUGUUUCGUUGAAAUGGUCAUUAUUUGCAGCAGUCAGAUUUUGUUUUCAUAUUAAGGUGUGUUUUUUUUAUCAAAUAAGCAAUUUGUCGGAGAGUUAUAUUCUUUGUUGUUCUGGGUCAUCUCUCUUAAUAUAACAUUGAUCUCUGCAUCAAACACUGAAAGAUGUUUACGAAGCUUUGUUUUGUGAAGGCUAUUAUCUGAACAAACUGCUAAUUGCAACAGUUUCUACAGCAUUCAAGUAUCGUAUAGAUACCAGACGUUGAGCGGGCUUAAUGCAUCAAACAUGUAUCACAACAGAAGAAAGGCCCUUUGAAUUCGAUCUUGACGAAAUAUUCGUUCUACAUCUAUUAGUCUGCCAUGGCUAAAAGGCGAUGUCAAUCGGUGUUGAGUUGCCCUUCAACAAUUGUUCAACAAAGUGUUUCCCGAAACCAUGUCUGAAGAAAAUGAUUGACUACGCAACACUUGGAAUAAUGGACUAGGGGAGUAGUGUCACGUUAUUAUACAAUAAUUUUUUUCUUGUUUUAAAUGUAGAAAUAUUAGAAGACAUUUGUUUACAGCAAAGUAAUGCUCUGCGCAUGAAUUGGCUAAAAGAAGUCGGUAUACGGCCGUCAGAAUGAUGGAUUUUUUUAUUAAUUUCUUUAUUAAUAGUACGAACUAUUUUUGAAAAUCGAUUUAUGAAUUUUCAAAAAAUGUGAUUCCAUAGAAAUAAAUUAUGCAUUAUAGACAAUACAACAGUUGUCAA